Molecule: messenger RNA, 1896 nt
Organism: Aureobasidium namibiae CBS 147.97
Lineage: Eukaryota; Fungi; Ascomycota; Dothideomycetes; Dothideales; Saccotheciaceae
Exons: 2
Coding region: 1-1896 (631 amino acids)
Source: RefSeq, a predicted model, not a curated record
AUGGCUUUGCACAAGCCGAGCGCCUCCGUCACGCUCCCACGCGACUUCAAGUUCUCCCACAACGACCCAGAAAUACCACAAACGCCUGCCAGACCUUCGACUGCUGUAGACUCGUUCGAUCUCGAAGCCCCUGCGCCGCCCAAGCAGACGUUCAAGCUGCGCCGUCGCCCACGCGACCAGCAGACUGGUGCAAUGGACGAGGCCCCAAUCCUGCCCAGUAUCGAGAUGACCGAAGCAGAUGAGCCGGCUCACCACGCUUCCACCUACUUCAUGUCGACUCCAGGAUAUCUCGCGCCGCGUGCUGGACACCUACGCCUCUCAUCACCACCAAAGACUCCCGCAUCGCAAGUGACAUCUUACAGCAUUGAAACUACGGAUGCCACGGAAUGGUCAAUGUUCCAUCCCAUGCACCUUCACGACCUUAUCGAGCGACCUUCUUCAGCUCUCUCAACCUUCUCCGACUCUUCUGCGACAUCCCAUGGAAGCAGCUUUGACUCAAAAUCCUCAUUCGAGGCUGGCAGCUGCACUAGCCCCGAAAGCGACAUUGGCGAUCCAUUCGCCUUCUUCGAACGCAAAUCUGGAGCACCAGAAUCAGUCACCCCAUCCAGUGGAUUCCCCACUGCCAAGCGUGUCAAGACGACCCGCCAGCAUCACUUCACACCCGAGAUGGAAGACCACCUCUGGUUCACAUACAUGACCUACGUUCAGGACCCGAGGGUCACUCCAUUCAAGAUGCUACCUGGCACCUCACCACCUCUGGGCGUCUGUCAUCGUGUUGCUCGAGAGGCAAAGGCAACCUGGAAGGCAAACCGUCUGUCGUGUGCCCCUCAUGGCAUCCCCCGCAUUUCCAUCCAGUGUGCAGACUCGUCUGAUCCCAUCAGCUCAUCCGAUGCUAUGGAUCAGUCCACCCCUACUGCUGCGUAUUCGCACAACCCCGUCGCACUUAAGUGGCCGCGUUCGGAGGGUGCUACGCGUCGUCUUCUACGCGACUUGUGCAAGCGCAAGCCAUCUCUUUCUGCUCAUUACAUGAGACUUCUCCGCACUCGUAGUCCUUCUCCCUUCGAAUCUUCGAGCAGUGUCAGUGCCAGCAGCAGCCCCAACCAGCCACCUGCUCCCGUCGCUCAGGCCCCUACUCCUGAGCCUUCGUCCUUCUCUAGUCGCAGUAUGAAUGUUUCGCUAGCUGAGGCAACUGCUCCUUCCAUGCAACCAGAUGGUCCGCUCGCCCAGCUUCACAAGCGCACUCAUCAGCCUCCAAUGGCGCCCCAGCAGCGUCGCGGCUCAGACUGGUACGCUCGCAUCGGUCGCUCUGGAGCACGUGCUGCUCAUCAGAAGAGUCAGUCCUUGCAGCUCGGUCUAGGCCUGGGCUCUUCGUCUGGCAUGCAGUCGAACUCUUUCAAUCGUGGCAGCAUAUUAGCCUCACCGUUCGAUGACAGCGAAGAAUCGCGUCAAAACUUCCUAGAGAACAUGAGCAAGACACAGUCUCUCGGACGUGCCUUCCUGAACACCAACAACAACCGCUUGACAGACGCUGCGCCUUCUCUGCGUUCUCCGUUCCCACUCGACGGUCCGAUGCCAAGUGUCAAGUCCUUGAAGCGCAGAUUCGGUGUUGACGAUCAAUCGGUUUCUCAGCAGCCAUCUUUGGAGGAUGUGUUCACUGCACCUCCGACAGCGUCUGACAACCCAAUGCGCAACCGUGGUUUCAGCUUAAGCGCCGUCAACGGUAUGGCUCGGAACCCCAACAACAAUUUCCCUCAACUGUUCCCGCAGGCUUUGUCGAGUGUCAAUCACAAGAUGGGCGAAGCUUCGGACAGAUUGGACCUACCAAAGCUUGCACAACCUCCCAGACUCGGCUCUCCAUUCUCUGGUGGCCUUAUUCUUUUACUGUCAACUCUCUGA